Messenger RNA from Vitis vinifera (wine grape), 1566 nucleotides. Its product is annotated as receptor-like protein EIX2. The record is from RefSeq and is a predicted model, not a curated record. Gene Ontology annotation, molecular function: protein binding. Lineage: Eukaryota; Viridiplantae; Streptophyta; Magnoliopsida; Vitales; Vitaceae. Bases 418 to 1311 code for a protein of 297 amino acids. The transcript is spliced from 3 exons.
CUUUUGCGAAACAAUCUAUUUUCAGGUCCAAUUCCCUCCGAUAUUGGCGGGGAAUUAUCAAGUUUGAGAGUCCUAGCUGUUUCGGGGAACUUGUUAAAUGGGAGCGUUCCAUCAUCAUUAACUAAACUGAAAUAUUCACGUGUUAUUGAUCUUUCAAAUAACGAUUUAUCAGGAAAGAUUCCAAGUCACUGGAAUGAUAUAAAACUGCUCAGCAUCGUCGAUCUAUCCAAGAACAGACUGUUUGGAGAGAUUCCAAGUUCCAUAUGUUCCAUUCAAGUAAUUUACUUGUUGAAACUGGGCGACAACAAUCUUUCCGGGGAACUCUCUCCAAGCUUACAAAACUGCACAAACUUGUACUCCCUUGAUCUUGGAAAUAACAAGUUUUCGGGUGAGAUACCCAAAUGGAUCGGAGAAAGAAUGUCAUCACUGAAGCAGCUACGCCUACGAGGCAACAUGUUGACAGGAAAUAUUCCUCGACAGCUAUGUUGGCUUUCUGGUCUCUGCAUUUUGGACCUUGCACUUAAUAAUCUAUCAGCAUCCAUCCCUCCAUGCUUAGGCCAUUUGAGUGCUUUAAAUUCUGCGACCUUGUUGGAUACUUUUCCAGAUGACCUGUAUUAUGGUUAUUACUGGGAGGAAAUGAACCUAGUUGUUAAAGGAAAAGAAAUGGAAUUCCAGAGGAUACUUUCAAUUGUGAAGUUGAUAGACCUUUCUAGUAAUAACUUAUGGGGAGAGAUCCCACAUGGGUUUACAAAUCUCUCAACCUUGGGUACCUUGAAUUUGUCCCGGAACCAAUUGAAUGGAACGAUACCUGAGAAUAUCGGAGCCAUGCAAGGGUUAGAAACUCUGGACCUCUCGCGUAACCGCCUCUCAGGCCCAAUUCCUCCGAGCAUGGCUUCUAUAACCUUACUGAGCCAUUUGAACCUGUCGCAUAACCUCCUAUCUGGACCCAUUCCAACAACUAACCAGUUCCAGACAUUCAAUGAUCCAUCCAUGUACGAGGGUAACCUAGGACUUUGUGGGCUUCCAUUGUCAACCCAGUGCUCCACUCCUAAUGAAGAUCAAAAAGAUGAGGAAGAUGAAAAGGAAGGUGAUGAAGAUGGGUGGGAAAUGUCAUGGUUCUUCACAAGCAUGGGAUUGGGCUUCCCGGUGGGAUUUUGGGCUGUAUGUGGCACUCUGGCUCUAAAGAAGCCUUCGAGGCAUGCUUAUUUUCGGUUUGUUGGUGAAGGGAAAGAUAGGAUGUAUGUCUUUAUUGCAGUGAGUGUGACUCAUUUCAAAAGGAAGAUGAAUAGAAAUGGUGGAGCUCAUGGUUGAAGAGAAGGUGAUGAGGUUUCAAAGCAAAAAAAUCAUGAAAAAAAUGAAGGGAAGAUGAAUUCCAAUGCAUAAGAUCAAAUACAAUGGAGGAAUCAAUUUGGUGAAUGAAGGUUUAGUGUUAAAGAAUUGUAUGUUUGAAAUAUUAGUUAGUAAAUAUAUGUCUUUUAGAUGUUUUGUUCCUUAUAAAGACUGUAAUUAUACUGAGGGAGAAGUUGUAUUGAUAAGUUUGAUGCUCACCUACUUUUGAUGUCAUAU